Penicillium daleae is the source of this 2751-nucleotide messenger RNA. RefSeq lists its product as uncharacterized. The transcript has 4 exons. The coding region runs from base 1 to 2751 and encodes 916 amino acids. The record is from RefSeq and is a predicted model, not a curated record. Lineage: Eukaryota; Fungi; Ascomycota; Eurotiomycetes; Eurotiales; Aspergillaceae.
AUGUUGCGUCAACCCAAUUCGCCGUGGGCCGCGGAUGGCGAUUUUACCGUGAUGCUAGGGGGUUCUGGAGGUCGAUCGAUGACCUAUUUCAACUUCUUUUGCUGUGCGCUACCAGCGCGUGCCUGCUCGGCUGCUUUUACUUGGGAAUCUUCAAAGAAGUUUUGGUUUAGCUUGUUGACUGUCUCGACAUUUUGCGCCAAAGUCCUCCAUAUCUACGCCCAUAUCGACUCCGUCAAGACGAGGAAGUUGUUCCUAUGGGGUCCUACAUUCUUUGUUCAAGACGCGAUUUUCCUUUUGAUAGUUUUUGCGCUCACUAGCAACUUCCAAUGGAGAUGGCUGCGCUAUGCGGCUUCCACGGCGAUUAUACUGGGGACAUUGAUCCUUUCCACUAUGGCCGCCGCGAAUACUUCGUUCUACUUCACCACCGGCGCUGAAAUUCACUGGCGACAAGCAGGCGGCUUCAACCGCGACCCGGCUUCGAUCAAUACCCUGCUCACUGGAUUGACUGGCCUGGUUAUUGUCGAGGUUCUAUAUAUCGUUGCGGCUGGCUUGACAACACCUUGGAUCUACAACGGCAUGGAAUCGAUGAUCUCAAUCUGGGGCUCAAUGAUCAAGGCUAUUUUCAAGCCCAUUGGACCGUAUGCGACAGCCGGAAUGAACAAGAUUAUUAGUCGAUGGGGCAAGGGUCGGGAGGUUAUGGAGAGAAUGAAGAUUUACGAGCCAGUGCCAUUGAGCGACUACGACGAGGAGGAAGACAAAGGUACGCCUAGCGGUGCGCCAUUGCUCGAUCACCCACCGCAAGUCAUUGAGAACAGGCGCUGGAAUCUCCAUUGGGCAAAGAGCGUUGAUUGGAAGCGCGAUAUUGCCUGGAAACUCUGGUUGAAGCGCGCAUUGGUAGUUUUCCCUACUGCGUACAUUUUCUUCGUCCGCUUGCUCCGCCCUUCAAAUUCGUCCUACUGGUUCCUUUCCCAGACGGUCAUUAUCGCCCCAUUCGCGGGCGUCGAUUCUGAAAACAAGCUCGCUCAUAUGUUCAAGGAUCGCACCUUGGAUGGUAAGACGACUGCUCUGACUGCAGUCCCGGAGUUCGACUGGUUUCCCAAGGGCAAGUUCCCUGGUUUCCGCGACUGGGAGGAUCGAUCUCGGUACUCACACUAUAACUCGACCGAAGACCCUCUGCACAUCUCUAACCUCGGCCUGGAUAUUUUGACGCCUAUCAAGACUGCGCUCGAUAGUGGCGAUGUCAAGAUCAAGCACAUCUUCCUCUUCAAGAUGGAGAGUACUCGCUAUGACGUCUUCCCUCUCCGAAAUAAUACCUACUUGUGGGAUCGAAUCCAGAAGUCUUAUAAGGAUAAGAAGGUCCCUAAGGACGUACUGGGUCGUCUUGUCAAUCUGACCCGCACUGCCGAACGCAUCACUGGAUCGCAUUCCGGAUUCGACCGAAAUGAGACGAUUAAGCCCUACGGAGGUAUCAAUCUGCACAAUUCUUACACCGGCGGAACGUUUACCUUGAAGAGCAUCGAGGCAACCACCUGUGGUGUUGAGCCACUAGUCGUUGAUUUCAACCAUGAGUACGAGCACCACAUCUACCAACCGUGCAUGCCUCAUAUUCUCGACAUGUUAAGCGCGACUACAAAUAACAGCAAGAGCGAUGACUUUGCCGACUGGCCCUGGCGUCCUGCAUUUAUGCAGUCGAUCACCGAUACCUACGACCAUCAGGACCGCCUUACUCCCGCCAUGGGCUUCAGGCCCGAAAACACCGUGACUGUGGAGUCUAUUGACGAGGAGCGCGCUAACGACACUUCGUGGACCGCGGAAAAGUUCAACUUCUGGGGAUACCCUGACUCUUCACUCGCUGUCUACUUCAGAGAGGCUAUUGAGAAGGCUGAGCGUGAUCAUGAGCGUCUGUUCUUGACGCAUCUUACUGGCAUCACGCAUCACCCCUGGGACACACCGAAUGGAACGUACGAUGAGCUUAUCGGAUCUCAGUCUAAUGCCUUUGGUGGCAAGAAUGACGGCCUGAAUCGCUAUCUUAAUACCGUUGGGGUGAAUGACCGCUGGUAUGAGGAAUUUUUGGAUAUUCUGGAGGAGACUGGCGUGGCGAAUGAGACUCUCAUUGUGAUGACUGGCGACCACGGUCUGUCACUUCCUGAAGAUGGCAAUGUCACUCCUUACGAUAAUCCUCUGGAGACCAACUUCCACGUCCCUCUGAUCUUUGCCAACCCACGUCUUCCAACCAUCCAACUCAACGCCUCCGUCUCGUCUGUGCAAAUCCUCCCCACAAUCCUCGACCUCCUCAAAAGCUCCGGCUCCCUCGACAAAUACAGCACCCGCGCUAUCAGCGAUCUCCUCCCUAUGUACGAAGGCCAAUCUAUCCUCCGCCCAAUCAUCACCCACAAUGACAAAACGCCUUACUACCAAUUCACCGUCAUGAACACCGGCGGCUCAAUGGUCGCCAUGCGCUCCGCAGAUGCUCCCUACCGGCUUAUUGUCCCUCUGGUUCCAGAGGUGGAAUUCCGCUUCACAGACCUCAGUCGGGACCCGCAAGAAGAAAAAGCCAUCAAGGCAUUUGACUUCAAGUCUUUCCAGAAGGCUGUUGAAGAAGAACAUGGUGAAAAGGCCGCGAAGUGGGUGCAUCAUGCUGCGCGGGCUGCGCAGUGGUGGGUUACUGAUAAUUGGAACCGGUAUGAGUAUAACCCGCGGAUUCCGAAGAAGCCUCAUCAGUCGUGGCCCAGCACGCACAAGGAGGGUUGA